Molecule: messenger RNA, 1432 nt
Organism: Atta colombica
Lineage: Eukaryota; Metazoa; Arthropoda; Insecta; Hymenoptera; Formicidae
Gene: Sumo
Product: small ubiquitin-related modifier
Exons: 5
Coding region: 173-466 (97 amino acids)
Biological process (GO): protein sumoylation
Cellular component (GO): nucleus; PML body
Molecular function (GO): protein tag activity; ubiquitin-like protein ligase binding
Source: RefSeq, a predicted model, not a curated record
AUUGAAUAAGUUUGUGAACGGCCGACCGUUACGGUCCUUCGUUUGCUCCUAGCACAAGAAGUGGACUAGACUGUGGAAAUUGACAAAAACUCGGCGCCAUAUUGUGAUCUUGUGUUUGGUUAGCGUUUUCUGGCGCGUGGUGAAGAAGUUUGUUGUAAUUUAAUUGAUAACGAUGUCCGACAAUCAGGAACAAAAACCCGAAGCCGGCCCAGGCGACGCGAAUUCGGAGUACAUCAAGCUCAAAGUUGUUGGAAAUGAUAGCAACGAGAUUCAUUUUAGGGUAAAGAUGACCACUCAGAUGGGCAAGCUAAAGAAGUCCUACAGUGAUCGUGUGGGUGUACCUAUGACAUCGCUUAGGUUUCUUUUUGAUGGUAAAAGAAUCAAUGAUGAUGAAACACCAAAGCAGCUGGAAAUGGAAAAUGAUGAUGUCAUUGAAGUAUAUCAAGAACAAACAGGUGGUCGUUAAUUAAGUUAAAGGAGGAUCAUUCGUUCUAAUAUUUUAUAAAGUGGAAGUGACUCUAAUAAGAAAAAAAUGGACAAGUUUAUAAGUAUGCAUAUGUACACAUACACACAUACACACACACACAUAUACACAUAUAUAUACGUACAUACAUACACAUAUACACACAAUACAUACAUACGGAUGAUUAAAUAAGAUGUAAUUUCCUGAUUUCAAUACGAUAUUGUAAAAUGUGUUGUCUUACAUUCCUGUACCGAGGCGAAUCAUUGUCCGGAGUGAUUAGACGAUGAAUUCUCGGAUCAUUUUGUAAAACACAUGUACGGGCAAUCACAUGUCAAUAUUACGUACUGUGUGUCCGUUUUCGUAUGUCGUCAGGACAAUUUUCAGAAAUAGAAUAAUUGAAUUGUGCGCCAUUAUAAAUGCGUUUAACGUUCGUAAACUCCUUGUCCAUCUUUAAACUUAUUCCUGGAAAUCUCGCGUUUACUCUUCUUUUUCUCUACUCGCCUUUUUACUUUUGAAUACAGGAAAUAUAUAUUAAUUAAUUCUAAUACAAGAAAAAAUGUGAAAGAUAUGACAAAAUUGUUACGCGCGUUUAAGUACAAUAAUAGUAAUUAUAAAACUUUUCAAAUAAUUGGAACAUAUAAAUUGUAAUGAAAAGUUUAUAUCGUGGUUAAUGCUCGGGAGCAUUUAGAAUUGGCAUAAUUCAUUUUAUUCUCUUACAAUUAGAAAGUUGUGCAACACUUUUAAUUUUUACUAAUCGUAUUAUGUGCACUUUCAUAUAGUAAUAAAUAUAAUAGUAAUAAAUAUAAAUUAAUGCUCCCCAGAAAAAAAUUUUUAUUCUUACCGUUUUAAUUUUUGCUCUCAACCGUAAUGUUGCUUUGCAAUAUAAAUACCAAAUUUAUAUGUAUAAAUAAACGUAUGAUAUAAACUAUGUGUAUCUCAAAUUUAUAAAAUAAAUAUCAAGGAAAAAAA